Molecule: messenger RNA, 1299 nt
Organism: Microbotryum saponariae
Lineage: Eukaryota; Fungi; Basidiomycota; Microbotryomycetes; Microbotryales; Microbotryaceae
Source: the annotation of a GenBank genome assembly
AUGCCCAAACUGAAGAAGAAGACGUCCCAGCCGCGCAAGAGCACGACGCCGCCUCUGAUGACGGCGCCUUCGACGCCCCACAAGGCCACGACCUCGCUCGCACCCGUGUCGUUACUGUCGGCGUCACCGCUCAUCGCAGCCGCCGAGGCGACCGACGCCGUCGUCACCGUCGUCGCAGACCAUGCCGACUUGGUCUCGUUGAGGGAGGCUCAUUCACUACCCAGGUGAGUGCGUAGAAUCGGUGGGGGGAUCGAUUCCGAACUGCACGGCCGCUCAUCACCUCGCCUCUCCUCGCUCAGAUCUGUCGACUCUUCCGCCUCGUCGGUGCGUACCGCGCAUUCGUCGACCCACACGUUCGACCACUCGACAACAGAUCAACAAAGCACGGCCGGGACCUCUCCGUCCUCACCGUCUGCUCUGCGCGCCCUCCGCGAGCGUCUCGCCGCCGAUGCCGAGGCACAGCACCAGCAACACCUUGCGGCGACCAACACCGACGACUCGCCCAACAAGCUGCGCAAAAAGAGACCACCCCCAUCCCUCUUGGCCGAACAUCAGCAAUCGAGCGCAGAAGAAGGCAAGGGCGAAGAGUUGGGGCAGCCGAGUGUCGAGCAGGCGACACCCGAGGUCGACGCGAACGAGGAUACGGUCGAGGCAGCACAAGACAAUGCAUCGCAGUCUUCCCAAUCCGAGUCGAAUGGAGCAAGUUCGAAAGAUCUUUCUCCUAUUGAUCAUAGCGAAGCGUAUCGACUCCGAGAUCCGACUCCUUUUUCAGAAUCGGCUCUCUUCUCGCUCGCCCUCGCCCCACCUCGAUUUGCUCGUCGAGUCGCGUCGAGCACGACAUCAUUCGCGUACAACACGACCGUUCGAGCCGUCUACCUUCCCGUUCACCUUGCACGAUCUGCCGUUGAUGUUCCGAUAUCCAUUGCGCAAUCGCUCCCCGUGGUUGGCGGGUAUCUCAACUCGAGCUCCGAGCCCACGUCCAAAGAGCCCAACUCGACAGCAAACUCACCUCGAUCGCCGACCGAGCCUACAUCUCGCAAGACCUCUUUUUCGAAUAUGCCGCCUCGACUUUCCCGCCCUUCCGAACACGAGGGUACGAUCUCCUCCUGCUCCUCGCCCGAAGACGACGACGAGUUUGGUCCGAAAGGUUUGCUCUACCGCACGGCCGAGACGGCGGCGGGAGUCGCGAUCGCGGCGACGAUCCUUCCGUUUGCUGCUGCUGGAUUGAUGUGGGGUGCCUGGGUGCGGAGAGGGGAGAUGAAAGGCAAGACGGGGACGUCGUGGGGCAAGGGAACUUGA